This is a messenger RNA of Fibroporia radiculosa, 714 nucleotides long. RefSeq lists its product as uncharacterized. Bases 1 to 714 code for a protein of 237 amino acids. Gene Ontology annotation, cellular component: endomembrane system; SNARE complex. The record is from RefSeq and is a predicted model, not a curated record. Gene Ontology annotation, biological process: vesicle fusion; intracellular protein transport. Gene Ontology annotation, molecular function: SNAP receptor activity; SNARE binding. The transcript has 3 exons. NCBI's taxonomy places the organism in Eukaryota, Fungi, Basidiomycota, Agaricomycetes, Polyporales, Fibroporiaceae.
AUGUCUUCUUUAGCCAGGUUAACAUCUCUUUCGACACAAACAUUGUCGUUGCUACUCGAACGCCAGCGAUUACAGACACUAGCGAACCCCAAUGCCUCAUCUCUCCACAUACCCCAGAUCGCCCGUAAUAUGCAGCAGCUUAAUUCCGGGGUGCUUGAACUAGAAGAGAGGGAGGGCCGAACUGAUGCUGUGAAGCUGCUUAGGAGCCAGUACGAGCGGAUGCGGGGCAUGCUCGGGCAGGAAGGUGAAGCUGCGGGUGUGCAGAGCUUUGAGGACCUGGUAUCCUCACCGUCUACGUCCUCACUGUCCUCAAAGCCUUCGUCACCUGCCCCACCGCCGCCUAUAUCGGACAAGGAAAGCGAGCCUUCUUUUGCUCCAUACACCGACGACCCGGAAGCAGGCUACCCCUCGUCCGAGGAGAUGCUGCAGGCGCAACGACAGAUGAUGGACGAGCAAGACGUGCACCUAGACCGCCUCUCGCAGUCCAUUGGCCGACAGCGAGAUAUAUCACUCCAGAUCAACGAUGAGCUGGAUGUGCACACUGGUUUGCUGGAGGGACUUGAUCACGACUUGGACCGGACAGAUGGCAGGCUAAGUGGCGCUAGACGACACUUGGAUCGCGUAGCAAAGGGGGCGAAGGAUAAUGGUUCAACUGUGAUGAUCGCCAUCCUCAUUUUGGUGCUCCUCAUACUCAUCAUUGUCUUCAAGACAUGA